Molecule: messenger RNA, 3604 nt
Organism: Syngnathus acus (greater pipefish)
Lineage: Eukaryota; Metazoa; Chordata; Actinopteri; Syngnathiformes; Syngnathidae
Gene: pitrm1
Product: pitrilysin metallopeptidase 1
Exons: 25
Coding region: 183-3344 (1053 amino acids)
Biological process (GO): protein processing
Cellular component (GO): mitochondrial matrix
Molecular function (GO): metal ion binding
Source: RefSeq, a predicted model, not a curated record
GAAAUGUUGCUCCCUCACUCCAGCAUGGCCGCUCCGUUUACUAAGUCGCACGGCAUGAGAGGACACGGGAUGCAGUGAUGCAACUUGACCGACAGAAUUGUUUUGUGAAUUAAUAUUAGUGUAUGUUGCUGCCAAACGCGGAGGACGUAGCAGUUUAUGAACACAACAUACUUUAGUUCGCCAUGUUUCGCCAGACAAAGACGGUGCUCGCGAAACUUCAAAAUGUUCGUUUAAAGGGCUUGCAUCUGUCAUGGAGACGGAGGAGUACUGCAGCAGCAGCAGCAGCAGCAGCAGGAGAGAAGGCUCAUCAAUACACAGCAGGCCAACAAAUUCAUGGAUUUACAGUUAAAGAGGUUGUGGCAGUCCCCGAGUUGUUCCUCACGGCCAUCAAGUUGACUCACGACAGAACAGGAGCUCAGUACCUGCAUGCUGCCAGGGAUGACCCCAACAAUCUAUUCAGCGUGCAGUUUCGGACCACCCCCAUGGACAGCACGGGGGUCCCUCACAUCCUGGAGCACACGGUGCUGUGCGGGUCCCAAAAGUAUCCGUGCAGAGACCCUUUUUUCAAAAUGCUCAACAGGUCACUGUGCACCUUCAUGAACGCCUUCACAGCCAGCGACUACACCAUGUAUCCAUUCUCCACGCAGAACGCAAAAGACUUCCAGAAUCUUCUGUCAGUCUACCUGGACGCCGUGUUCUUCCCGUGCUUACGGGAGCAGGACUUCUGGCAGGAGGGCUGGAGGCUGGAGAACGAAGACCCUGCCGACGCCAGCUCGCCUCUUGUCUUCAAAGGUGUGGUCUUCAAUGAGAUGAAAGGAGCCUUUUCAGACAACGAGCGCCUGUACGCUCAGCACCUCCAGAACAAACUUUAUCCGGACCACACGUACUCUGUGGUAUCCGGCGGAGAGCCGCUGGCCAUCCCUGACCUCACCUGGGAGCAGCUCAAGGAUUUCCACGCCACGCACUACCACCCCAGCAAUGCCAUGUUCUUCACGUACGGCGACCUUCCUCUGGAGCAACACCUGAAGCAGAUUGAGCAGGAGGCGCUCUCCAAAUUUGAACGUAUCCAGACCAACACCCGCGUCCCGUCUCAGCCGCCCUGGGCCAGUCCGAGAGAAGAGCGCGUGACGUGCAGUCCCGACGCGAUGGCUCCCGACGCCGCGCGACAGAGCACGCUGUGUGUCAGCUACAAGCUGGGAGACAUCACCGACACCUUCGAAGCCUUCACCCUCAGCCUGCUGUCUGCUCUGAUGACGUCUGGUCCCAACGCUCCGUUCUACAAAGCUCUCAUCGAACCCAAAAUCGGAACGGACUUCUCCUCGGUGGUCGGAUACGACGGCAGCACCAAGGAGGCGUCCUUCAGCAUCGGCCUGCAGGGCAUCGCCGAGUGCGACGCCGACAAAGUCAAGAACAUCAUCCGCCAAACCGUCGACAGCAUUAUCGAGAGCGGCUUUGAGGACGAGAGGAUCGAGGCGCUCCUGCACAAGACGGAGAUCCAAAUAAAGCACCAGUCCAGCAACUUUGGCCUCUCUUUGGCCUCGUAUAUCGCGUCUUCCUGGAACCACGACGGCGACCCAGUGGAGCUCCUACAGAUCAACAAUAGCAUCCGCGAAUUUCGACGAGCCCUGCAGGAGAACCCGCGUUUCCUCCAGGACAAAGUCCAGCACUACUUGAAGGAGAACAGCCACAGACUCACGCUCUCCAUGAGUCCCGACGACUCCUACCUGGACAAGCAGGUCUCGGCCGAGGAGCGCAAACUCCGGGAGAAGAUCGCCGCGCUGUCUGAUAGCGACAAGAAGGACAUUUAUGAGAAAGGUCUUCGGCUACUGGCAGCUCAAAGCGAGACGCAGGACGCUUCAUGCCUGCCCACGCUCAAAGUGUCGGACAUCGCACCCACCCUUGCCGCCACGCCUCUGCACAUGACCAAAGCGGGCGGUGUUCCGCUUCAGCUGUGUGAGCAGCCCACCAACGGCUUGGUGUACUUCCGGGCCAUGUGCAGCCUCAACACGCUGCCAGAGGACCUGAAGCUUUAUGUGCCGCUCUUCUGCAGCGUCAUCACCAAGAUGGGCUGUGGCUCUCUGGACUACCGGCAGCAAGCUCAGCAGAUGGAGCUGAAGACAGGCGACAUGUCCGUGUCCCCUCAGGUCAUCCCCGACUGCGCCCACAUGGACGUGUUUGAGCAGGUUGGCUCGGACUCGCUCGACCCCAAAUUAGGCCAUUGCCGUCUCAUCCCCACUGUCUGUCAGGGAGUCCUCUUGUCCUCCUCCUGUUUGGAGAGGAACCUCGCCGACAUGUUGCAGCUGUGGGCGGAGAUCUUCAACAGCCCUCGCUUUGACGACCCGGAGCGCUUGCGGGUGCUGGUGAUGAUGUCCGCGCAAGAGCUGGCCAACGGGAUCUCCUACGCCGGCCACGUCUACGCCAUGACGCGGGCCGGACACCUUCUGACGCCAGCCGGAGAACUCCUCGAAACCUUUGACGGGAUGGACCAGGUGAGGUUCAUGAAGAGGAUAGCCGAGAUGUCGGACCUGACCCCGGUCCUCCGCAUGCUGCCCAGGAUCAAGAAGCACCUUCUCAACCCUGAAAAUAUGAGGUGUGCCGUCAACGCCACACCCCAGGGGGCGUCCGAGUCAGUGCUCCACCUGGAGAACUUCAUGACGGACGUGGCCGGCAAGAGGAAGCGCUUCAAAGCCGUGCGACCAAACGUCAUCCAGAGGCCGCUAGAUGUCAACAACAUCUCUGGAGCCUGCAAGACGCUUGUGGCUGAUUCGAAUUUCCAGCCUUGUCACAUGAAGACUUUCUUCCAGCUGCCAUUUCCUGUCAACUUUGUCAGCGAGUCCAUCCGCACUGUCCCCUACAGCCACAAAGACUAUGCCAGCCUCUGCGUGUUGGCAAGGAUGAUGACGGCCAAGUUUCUCCACGGUGAGAUCCGAGAGAAGGGUGGAGCCUACGGGGGUGGAGCCAAAAUGGCUGGAGGCGGCCUCUUCUCGUUUUACUCUUACAGGGAUCCAAACUCGGUCCAGACGUUGUCCGCCUUCGGCAAGGGUGUCGACUGGGCCAAGUCAGGCAAGUUCAGCCAGCAGGACAUCGACGAAGCCAAACUGUCCAUCUUCUCCGCCGUCGACUCGCCUGUGGCACCCUCCAGCAAAGGGAUGUCCGUAUUCCUGAGCGGAAUCACAGACGAAAUGAAGCAGCGGCACCGCGAACGACUAUUUGACGUCACCCGGGGAAACCUGCUGGACGUAGCUGAGAGGUACCUAAGCGUCGGGAGCAAGACGUACGGCGUUUCCAUCUUGGGCCCAGAGAACGACGCCAUCAAGAAAGAUCCGUCCUGGGUGGUCAAAUAAACCACAAAGUCACAAAGUAUGCCAAACCAUCCUGUACAUAUUGAAGUAACGAGACAAAGGAUAAUGUUAUCAUGUUGGAAUAGAAAAUUGCAAACCAUCCCGGUGGCUGAAGUGACGUAUUUCUGAAAUGGGAUGUUUGUCGCUAGACAGCGAGGCUGAACAAAGUUGCAGAGGAAACACGUUUGAGGUAAUAUUGAUGUAACCAGACAAUUAAUGUUAUCAUGUUGGAAUAAAAAAUUGCAAACUAGCUCGGUGGAAAA